This is a messenger RNA of Ambispora leptoticha, 519 nucleotides long. NCBI's taxonomy places the organism in Eukaryota, Fungi, Glomeromycota, Glomeromycetes, Archaeosporales, Ambisporaceae. The record is from the annotation of a GenBank genome assembly.
AUGUCGAGCGCCGCGAAUAUUCUGUUAAAGCAAUUUAAAGAACUUACCAACAAUCCUGUGCCUGGCUUUACUGUAGCUUUGCACGAUGAUAGCAACGUGUUUGAAUGGGAUGUUGGUAUCAUAGGCGCCCCAAAUACGGUAUAUGAAGGUGGCUAUUUCAAGGCGACGCUUAAAUUCCCAGAUGACUAUCCCUUCAACCCACCGACCUUCAAGUUUAAUAAUGACUUUUUCCACCCAAAUGUCUAUUCCGAUGGCCGCCUUUGCAUAUCAAUUCUUCAUCCUCCGGGUGAUGAUCCUACUAGCGGAGAGACUGCUGCGGAACGUUGGAAUCCAACACAAAGCGUAGAAAGUAUUCUUAUAAGUAUUGUGAGCUUACUAGUGGAUCCCAAUUGCUCAAGUCCCGCCAAUGUGGUCAUGUAUCGCAAAGAACGAGAAUCAUAUAAUUCUAUAGUUCGAGCACAAGUAGAAGCUUCAAAGAAAGAUAUUCCAGCUGGAUUAAAAAUACCUACUCGUGGUUAG